Molecule: messenger RNA, 1701 nt
Organism: Erigeron canadensis
Lineage: Eukaryota; Viridiplantae; Streptophyta; Magnoliopsida; Asterales; Asteraceae
Product: putative UPF0481 protein At3g02645
Exons: 1
Coding region: 1-1701 (566 amino acids)
Source: RefSeq, a predicted model, not a curated record
AUGGAUCCAUCAUUGAUUUCAAACUCUGUACCGAACCAAUGGGUUGUUGAAACUACUAAAAUCUUGGAUCAUCAGAUCGAUAUCAAUCGUGAAAUUCCUUCUGUUUCAGUAUUUCAUUUACCUGAAUCCAUAACAACAACAAAACCUGAAGCCUAUGAACCACAACAGAUAGGGCUGGGUCCAAUUCAUCAUUUUCGGUCAGGGCCUUACAGAAAUAUGCAGCAGCAUAAACUUGUUGUCGCGAGAAAAGACUUGCAGGAAAUCACAAAGGAGGAAGAUGGUAAAAUCAUUGUCAUUAAUAAAGCUCAAGAACUUCUCCCAAUCGUUCGAGAACUUGUCCCAAUUGUUCGAUCAUGCUAUAACAUCUUUCUAAAAGAUGAUGAUGAGUCUUUGGCCAUGAUUUUUGCCAUUGAUGGUCUCUUCUUGCUUAAUCUAUUCCAAACUUAUAAUAUUGGAAUGGGCGAAAAAGAAGCAUAUCUUUUGUUGUUAAAGGAGAAAGCACGUGAAUUUAAGCGUCAGCUCAUUGAGGAUGACCCGGAGUCUUUAACGUAUCUUCCUGAUCUUCUACGUGAAGAAGAAUUUGUUGUGACUUCAAAGAAUCAAAUAGAGUUUGAAAGAUACUUACAUCUUUCACAUCAGCAAUUCCAACAACCCAAAUUUGGUACAAGAAGAAGAACCCUUGUACAAGAUAUAAUGAUGGCGUCAAAUCAAAUUCCUUUCAUAGUAUUGAAGGAAAUCAAAGAGGGAUUGCAUCCCUCAUCAGGUAGCUUUUCACCUUCCGAAUUUCGUAUUUUUUGUAAAAUACAUUCACCACUUAAGUUGUGCUCAAAGUCACAAGCCCCAAAAGAUGAUGUAAACCAUGUGCUCCAAUAUCUCUAUGAUUCAAUAGUAAACAACUACACUCCCAUUGAAGAUACUGCGGACCUUCACAAAGAGGAAUCUCAAAAACCAGAUUCCUCUUAUGCAGGUCCGCACACCAGGAUGGGUUUGGGUGAUCUUAUCAACCCAAUUAAUUUCAUUUCAAAAGUUCCAACAGAAGAAAUUGUUCAAUUAUAUGAAAAAUCUGUGUCGGUUUUAGAAUCUUUCAGCCAAAGUGAAACUCUACUCGUUCCUACGGCUUCAAAACUUCAUGAUAAAGCCGGAUUCAUGUUUCAUGCCUUACUAAAACAUCAAGGCAUUCAAAAUAUAUACAACAAAGGUAACGAUAUCUACCUGCCUUGUAUUUCCUUAAACAAUGACUCCGAAGUCAUAUUAAGAAAUUUGGUUGCUUACGAAACACUAACAGCCAACACCGAUAAGUUUCUACUUAACGAAUACAUGGGCUUGAUGUGUGCCCUUAUCGUGAAUGUGGACGACGUCCAGUUGCUCAAAGAUCAGAAGGUUAUCGAUGGUGAAAUGGGUAACGACGAAGUUGCCAAACUCUUUAUUGAAAUGAGUACUUGUAUUCAACCCAUUACGACGAAAGAAAAAUCCAACUUACUGCAAAAAAUGAUUGAUGAAGUUAAUACAGUGUAUAAUAAUAGGUUGGAGAUGAAGAUGUAUUUACUAUUGAGGAAGUUAGCAGGUUGGUUACUAGUAGGUUUGAAGUCUAUUGGAAAGUUUGUUGAACAUUCUUGGAAAAUUGUAGCCUUCAUGAUUGGCAUUGUGGCAGUGUUCGUCUUAACAUACAAAGCGUAUUGUGAUGUUUAUGAAUGCCAUUAA